CAGGCUAAGCGAAAAGUUGCGUUCGACCGUCGUACGGAUAGAAUAUUAGAAUCGAAAAAAUUUUCCAACGCCACGAAUACAUAUAUUUACUUUAUCAUAUGUAUACUAGAUAAUUACUUUCGUUACUUUACGUUAUUUUCGAAGUGAGUUGAUUAAGUGAAGUAUUUGUGAUAAAUAACGAGACAUAAUUUUGUCGCACAUCCUUGGUUGAAAAGUGAAAGUCAAUAGAUUAUUGCGAAAUCGAAAAACUCGUGUGUGAUAGUCACCCACAGAUAUAUACACAUCGAUAUUUGUUGCUGUUUUCACGGCCCUCUGUAUUGGUGCUCAUAUCAAUUGGAAGCGAUCUGCUGUAGAUCGGUGGAUCGUUGGAUUUUCUUUGUACCGACGAAGACUCAUUCUUUCUCUAGAAGAAAAGUCGCAUUAAAGCGGAUCGUAAAUUUUAACGCUUGCCAGGCGAAGACCAUCCACAUCGUCAUCUGUAUCUGCAUCGGGGUAAACAACAGCCCAUCACAACCGCAUACCACAGCUCGUGUGCCUUUGUUCUCUUGGUAAAAAUGGGAAAUGCCGAGUCCACACAGUCUGCAGAUGAUACGCAGAUGCAGGUGCAGCUGGCCACCGAUGACGAGCCCUGGUGGAACGACAUCGAGCAUCAGAAUCUGAUUCUGGAACAGGCCCCUCAAGAUACAGCAAGAAGAACAGAGGCGGAGCCUCCGAAAUUGGCAAUGGAAAACCGGAAAACUCAAACUCCUGAUAAAUUGGAACAUAAAUCAGAGGACUCUCCUGAAAAAGAACAAAGCCUGGAGGACUUUAGGGAAGAGCUGCGUCUAAAAAGAGAAGUUCGCCAGAAUGCUGUGAAGGAACUUCGAGAUGAAAUUGAUAAUCUCAAAAAACAAUUGGCUCUGGAAAAAUCCAAAAACCGAAAUCCUGAAAAAUAUGAAAGUGAAGAGGGAGAUGUUCAGGUGCAGAGUGAGGAUACGAAUAUAGCUAGUAGACCAGAUUCCGAUCCAGAUGAUGAGAAUCCCAGCUCCAGAAGCCGUCAUGCCAAUAUAGAAUUGGCCAGUGCUCAAUUGGCUUUGCAGCAGGUCCAGGCUGAAAAUUUGUCGCUGCGCGGCGAGGUGGAAGUGGUUCAACGCCAGGUGGGAACCCUCAAGGAAGUCAUCUCCUGCUGCAAGCAAAUGCUGAGUGUUAAGGAGGAACAGUGUGCUCAGCUCAAGAUGAAACUUACGCAAAUCGAGAACUCCUUCAGCGAACGUGAGAUGAAGAUUAUGUCGAAUAACCUUCGCCAGGAGUACGAGCGUCAGCUGGUGAAUAUACGCCAGCUGAGGCAACUUUAUGAGGAGCGUCAGCGAGUGGCUGCGGCCGAGUACGAAAAUCUUCAGCGUUUAAUAUCGAUCAAGAGGGACGAACUUACGGCCGAGCAGGAGAAGACCAAAAACUUUGAGGAGCGCAAUCAAAGCCUUUUAAAAGAGGUGGAGACGGCCAAUGAGGAACUGGCCAAACUGAGGGAAGAGUGCAGCGAGCACAAGUUCGAGAAGCGUCUGCUAAGCGAGCAAGUGGGAGCUGUAAACUUGCUCUUCAGCCAGCUGAUCAUGGGCUUUAAUGACAAGAGCAACAUGGACAUCGAUCGCCUCAACCGAAUGCUGGAGGAGAAUCGCCAGCUGCUCAAUCAAAUGACCCAGGCCGAGGGAAACUGCAGCGAUGGCGCCACUCUGCCCAAGUUGCUCUUCGAGCUCGUGGAGCAGGCCACUGGCCAUGGGGAUUGCGCCGAGGAAUCAGAAAAAAGUCGCAGCGCCACGCCCACACCCACAAACGAGGACACCGUAGACAGUUGUGGAGCAGAAGCAGGAGCAGGAGGAGGAGGGGGAGUCAUCAAAAAGCACCGGAAGAGGGGUUCGGGAGCUUCGUUAAAAAGCCAUGAGCCCGAAAUUAUGGGAAAAGUUGCCUCGGCCCAAGAAAUCAUUGGCAACUUGCCAAAAGUUUGGAAAGUGUUGAUGGAGCUCUUGAGCCACCACAAAAUCGAGCGCGUGCAGUUUGAGGAGCUGCCGUCCUGCAGUGGAAAUGCUUCCUCGAGUGCGGCUCCUGCUGAAUCCUCCUCCACCUCCUUUGCUCCUGAAAAGGACGGAGGAGAGUCCCACCGCAAGCCACCGGAGCUUAGCGUCAGCAAGACCUACAUCAAACUGAAGGAUCUUAUCUUGGAGAAGAAGUCGCUGGUGAAGGAAACCAACCGCUUGAAGACCCUCAACAGCCACCUGGACUAUCGUCUCAACCAGCAGGAGAAGCGUUUGAGUGGGGUGAGCUUGGAGCUAACCAAAACGUGGCACCUGGUGGGUAAGAUGCAGCGCCAGCAUCGCCAGCUUCACACGCAGGAGCAGAUUCUGCGCUACCAACUGCAGCAGAAGAGGCGUCUCUUGAGCGAACUGAAGGACGAGCUGGAGUACUGCCGCAGAAAGUGGGCUCUGGCCAGGGCCAAAAACGAUGAGAGCCAGGAGCAGUGUGACGAAUGGCGAAAGGAGUUUGCUAGGAGAAAGUUGGAGGAUGCUAAUCACUCGGCGGAGAGUGGUUAUAGCGACUCGGGACCUCAAUCGGAUGAGGAGCGUGAGGUUAUUUGUGCUGCAGAUCCAGUGGAGGAGGCUCCCACUCUAUCCGCCGUUUGUCGAAGGAAGCUUCUCAGGGAUCAGUUCGAGCAUACGCGCAAGAUUAAGCGGAUGCAGAGCACCUCGCCUGGUCGUCAGGGUUUCGCAGGCGAAGAAGAUGACUCCGAGGAUAUAGUGCUGCGCUGGAACAGCGCUCCACCGACUUGUGGUUGGCGAGAGGAAGGAACGGAUCCUGCCGAAGAAGAGUAUGAGGAGGACGGAGCGCACGGUGGAGUACCAGCAAAGACUCCGCACAGUUCUAGGAGCAGACAAAGGAGCCAGGCAGAUUCACCCAGCAGCUCGGGCACAGUCAGUCGCAUUCAGAAGCUCGAGGAGCAAUGCAAAAAUCUCAUCCAGCAGGUUUUGGAAACCUCUGGCAACCGCGAACGCCUCGAGAUCCAGCUGUGCCAGUUCCAAGAUGACAUUUCACCUGUCCAGCAUGCUGUGCCCCUGGAGGAAUUCAUCAAUAGGAAGCGUAUGGAGCGAAUGACCAGGGCCAGUUCAGCACCAGCCACCGGAAGUCUUACUCCCCGAGAGGAAGAGUAUACCAGGAAGAGAUCGGAGCGAUUGGGACGCCUGGAGGAGGAGUCCCGCCAACUUAUGUCCAGGAUUAGGCGUACUGCAGACCGAGGACACUAUCUUAAGAAAUCCCUAGACAGGAUUAGAAGAGCGCCAAGUCGCGAGGCGAGCUUUGAAAGUAACACAGAGGAGGAAGCUGCUGUUCUUCCGCCAUCCAAAGACGAAUCCCCACUAACCGCUGAGGAAGAGGAGUAUACAUCCAGGAGAACAGCGAGAAUCCAGCGCUUAGAGCAGGAGAGUCGGCAGUUGAUAUCGCAGCUCUCAAGGAAUACUGAACGCGGCGCAACCUUGGCCACCAAGCUGGAUACGCUGCAUGAGCAGCAUUGUUCUAAUCCUCAGCAGCAGGAGGAGCAGCCCCAAACCUCGGCUAGCAUCUCGCAAACUGUCGAGCAGCGACUGGAGGACAUUGAGAGGGUAUCGGCCAAUAGGGCCGAACGUCUUCGUCUGCUGGAGGCGCAGGGUAAAGAACUGAUUGCCAGGUUGAGCUCCACAUCCGAAAGGGGAACGGCCAUGAUCAACAGGAUUGCGGAAAGGGAGGCCAGUCGGCGACAGGAGGCUGAACUAGUUGAGCAAACGGUGCCGACCGAGGAAGCCACCAGUUCGGUCAACUCCAUAGCCAGCACUAGGAUUGUGGGUGAGGAAGCGGAGGAGGAAGUCGGCGGAGCGGCUUGUUGCGCAACUGUGACCACCACCCCCAGUCAACUGGCAUUGAAGCUACAAUCCACGGGAGCCAUUCCCAAGAACCCGAUGACGAGCAGACCGCAAUCUCAGUUAUGCGCUGCCACCCGAAAAGAUGAUGCGGCCAAGAAGCGAUCUUCUGAAAAAGAAGCUGCCAAAGAGGAGGCACCCGAAACCCUCGAAGAUAUGGUGCUGCGACUGCGGGCAUUGCCUUUUCCAGAAAAAUCCCAGGAAAAUAAGGAGUCCGAAAGAGAACAAACCUGUACGAAAGAUCCCAAUCAGGAAACAAUUAACUCAAACAACCAGGAUGAAUCGGAUUUGGAUGAAAUUAGGGAUAUGAAAUCUAAAUCUGAAGACCAAGAGAGUUCCUCGAAAAUAGAAGAAAAGAAAAAAGAAACUACAGACCAGAAAACCGAAGAAACGUUAGAGGAGCAACUGGAACACCAGGAGGACAACAAUGACGAAUACUGAAAGAUGUUCACUAGCAUUAACUAUGAUUACUAAUUUUCACUGAUAAAACUGUAAGGACCAGUGACCAAAACAAACUACACUUUUGUGAAUUUUAAUAAACUACACCGAAAAAAAUAA
This is a messenger RNA of Drosophila elegans, 4478 nucleotides long. Its product is annotated as trichohyalin. The transcript has 5 exons. NCBI's taxonomy places the organism in Eukaryota, Metazoa, Arthropoda, Insecta, Diptera, Drosophilidae. Bases 555 to 4361 code for a protein of 1268 amino acids. The record is from RefSeq and is a predicted model, not a curated record.